GAGAAAAUGUUUUCUCAAGGAGUUGCAUUAAAAGCUUUUCUUUAGUUGAGCAUAUUGGCUUAACACACCUGCCAUUGAAAACAGACUGAUUACAGCUGGUUCUCUUUACAGAUGAAACAUCAGAAAUAAAUAUUAGUUCAUCAUGUAAUGAAAUUUAUAUAUGCAUAUAGAUGGUAAAAAUAAAAAAGAAACAACGGCCAGACAUCCAAGUUUACAUUAAUGUAAGUUUGAAUUAAUGUUAUCUAGAUAAACCAGGUACAAAUAUAUUGGGCUCUGUGCGUGGUGGUGAAACUGGUCUGUUGCCAGAAGGGGGCGUAGUUUAAAAUAAACUUGUCUCCCUUUCUCCUGACGAGUGAUACCUCGGUUCUCAAAUAACUUCUUCAUACAGCUGUUUGUGCGCCAUGUGUGCCUUUUUUUUUCUUUUUUUUUCUUUUUUUAUAUAAGUCUGACAGUAUCAUUAAAUCUCUGCGCUGCUCCUCAGGAUCCAUCCUAAUUGGGUGCCUGUCAGUUUUGACAAGAGGAGCCCAGAUUAAACGACUUUAGGAAGUAGAGGCCAUUAAGUAGACACAGUUCAUUGAUAUAUAUUCUGAAGGGAAAGUGGCAGAUACAGUGCACUUAAGUGAUGCCUAAUUGCUUCGAGGUGAGGAGCGUUUUUAGGCCAUAGGAAAGGAGGAAGGGUAGGAAGAGUGGACCGUCUCUGCUCAAGAAGAUGCUGAAUAUUAAACCCCAAAGAGUUCAAACCGCUGUAAAAUGUACUUAGAGGGGAAAAAAUGUUGAGUAGGCCUUCUAAAUGUCUGUAGUUUUAUUUUUGUUUUUUGUUUUCAAUUAACGCAUGGAUUCACAAUUUUCUCCUGUGCAAAACAAGGACAUCGGGACGGUUUCUCAUCCUCCUCGGUCGCGCAAGAACAGUUGGUGUGGAGCAAAGUUAAUUGCGGUUGUAAGGUAAAAUGCCAGCUGGAGAGAGAGUGACAGUGGAUAAAAGGCCACAUGAAGUAUGGCUGCGCAUUUACGCGGCUGUUACGCACUGAGUUUGAAGGAGCAGGAGCCACGUGAGGCAUAAAACUCUUCCACUGAAUGUUGAUAUUGAUUCCUUAACGUGUAAAAAAUGCAACGUUGAUAUCAAAAUUUAUAUCAUGACAUUCCAUUAUUCAAAAGAAAAAUGUAAGAUGCCCAUCCGUCCCGGUUAUUGAGUAAAGGAAUUUCUCCUAGCCUCCUCCAGUCAGCUCAGCGCGCGCACUCUGACGUCUUUCCAUGCGAGGUCCUCAUUAACGGGGACGUUUGGUGUCUCUGACGUGUGUGUGUCGGUCCUCUGACGGCACCUGCCCCUUUAUAAGCCUCAGUAAGUCACCCGGGAGACCUCCACAAACGCUUCAGUAGACGGUUCCUCGCGGUGCAAAGGGGGACGAAGCUCUUCAUCAACCGUCUAGCUGCUCUGCUCACUGCUCUGCGCCUCAGGUGCCCCAGCACAUGACUCUAGAAAUACUUCAGGUCUUCAUGCCGUCCCGUUCCUAGCGGAAGACCGGUGCGACAAUGACCAUCCAUGUAGAGGGGCUUGUGGCUAUCGCGUUCUUCUAUCUACUGAUCCUGUUCGUGGGCAUCUGGGCGGCAUGGAAGAACAAGCACUCCGGGGAGGCGGAGGGCACCGACCGCAGCGAAACCAUCAUGGUCGGCGGGAGAGAUAUUGGAUUAUUUGUCGGUGGAUUUACCAUGACGGCAACCUGGGUUGGAGGAGGAUACAUCAAUGGCACAGCUGAAUAUGUGUAUCUCCCAGAUUUCGGCUUGGCUUGGGCACAAGCUCCCUUUGGAUAUGCCCUCAGUCUGGUUGUGGGUGGUCUUUUCUUCGCCAAGCCCAUGCGCUCACGAGGUUACGUCACCAUGCUGGACCCUUUCCAGCAGCUGUACGGGAAACGCAUGGGCGGCCUUCUCUUCAUACCUGCGCUCAUGGGUGAGAUCUUCUGGUCUGCUGCCAUCUUAUCCGCCCUUGGUGCUACUCUGAGCGUCAUUGUGGACAUCAACAUUAAGAUGUCAGUGGUUAUCUCAGCACUCAUUGCAAUCUUUUACACCCUGGUUGGAGGACUGUACUCUGUGGCCUACACUGAUGUCGUGCAGCUCUUCUGUAUCUUUGUUGGCUUGUGGAUCAGUGUCCCCUUUGCUUUGACCAACCCUGCGGUGUCAGACAUCACCGUUACAGCAGUGAAGCAGGUGUACCAGUCGCCCUGGAGAGGCAGCAUCUCCAAGAGCGACACCUGGGUCUGGAUCGACAACUUCUGCCUCCUGAUGCUUGGAGGAAUACCCUGGCAGGUGUAUUUCCAGAGGGUGCUGUCUGCCUCCUCAGCCACCUACGCCCAGGUCCUCUCCUUCCUGGCCGCUUUCGGGUGCCUCGUCAUGGCUGUGCCCUCCGUUCUCAUCGGAGCCAUCGGGGCCUCCACGGACUGGAACCAGACAAGUUAUGGUGCCAUCCCUCCUAGAGAAAAGGAAGAAGCAGACAUGAUUCUACCCAUCGUGCUCCAACACCUUUGCCCGCCAUUUGUGUCUUUUUUCGGCCUGGGCGCAGUGUCUGCAGCUGUCAUGUCCUCUGCAGACUCUUCCAUCCUUUCAGCAAGCUCAAUGUUUGCGAGGAACAUCUACCAGCUCGCCUUUAGACAGUCAGCGUCUGACCGUGAGAUCGUGUGGGUGAUGCGUAUUACUAUCUUUGUUUUCGGUGGCCUUGCCACGGUGAUGGCGCUGGUAACCGGGACAGUUUACGGCCUGUGGUACCUGAGCUCAGACCUAGUUUACGUCAUCAUCUUCCCCCAGCUGCUCAGUGUGCUCUUUGUCAAAGGCACCAACACGUACGGCUCGGUGGCUGCAUACCUGUUUGGCAUGCUGCUGCGUAUAGGUGGAGGUGAACCCUACCUGCAGCUGCCUCCCUUCAUUUAUUACCCUGGCUGGACCACCGAGAAGCGGAUGCACCACAUGACUGGAGAAAUGGAGGACAUCGUCAUUCAGAAGUUCCCCUUCAAGACCGUCUCUAUGCUCGCCUCUUUUCUGGGUAAUGUUGCUUUCUCCUACCUGGCCAAGUACCUGUUUGAGAGCGGCAAGAUUUCACACAAAUACGACUUUCUCGACGCAGUGGUGUCCAAGCACAGUGGAGAGAUUAUGGAUAAGACGACGCUUGUGACUCGCAGCAACAACAUCGGGCUGUCAGAGAUGGCGUCCGUCAAACCGCGCCUCAGCGUGACCUUGGCGGCCGCCUUCACGCGCCGUGACACACUGCCGACAGAAACAGUGGAGGAGGAGGAGGAGUACAGCCCUGACUCCUCCCACCACGAUGAUGAAUGACAAACUCAGGAUAUGAUUUAAAAAAAAUAAGAUAAAAAAUUGAAAACUGAACACGUGACUAAACUGCCAGAGAACUGGUUACUCUGUCAGACACUCGAAAAUCAUCCUUCCUUGGGACUACAAAGGACCACAUCCCACCUGUGGUGACUGGAUAACAGCCACAUGUCAGGAUGUAGAUAUGUAGUGUAGCAGCUUGCUGAUUGUCCGGACAUAAAGCCGUCUUUCUGUGAAGUCCAUCAAAUACACACACAAACCCACACAUACACUCAUAUAGUAUUUAAAGAUAGCUGGUGUCCUUUCUUGAACUGCUUUGGAGAUUUUAAUUGAUUUUAUUUUUUAUCACUAAUAAAAAGCAGGUUGUUACCAAACAGCAGAUGAGUGGUGAUAAGAGAUGCUGCACACAGAUGAAGACUGGUACUUUAUAAGAAGUGACUGACAGCACAACCAUAGUUUGGAAGUAGGGUAUAUACUGUAUGUACCAAGUAGUUAAAAGCAAUAACACACGCACACACGCACACACGCACACACACACACACACACACACACACACACACACACACACACACACACACACACACACACACACACACAUACACACACACACACACACACACACACACACACACACA
Molecule: messenger RNA, 3950 nt
Organism: Seriola aureovittata
Lineage: Eukaryota; Metazoa; Chordata; Actinopteri; Carangiformes; Carangidae
Gene: slc5a7a
Product: solute carrier family 5 member 7a
Exons: 9
Coding region: 1531-3321 (596 amino acids)
Biological process (GO): acetylcholine biosynthetic process; choline transport; neuromuscular synaptic transmission
Cellular component (GO): axon; synapse; perikaryon
Molecular function (GO): choline:sodium symporter activity
Source: RefSeq, a predicted model, not a curated record